CGCAGAGUUACAGUUUCCCUUCAUUUCUUCACCCUCACUCACAUCAACGUCUCGAUCCCUCCACCAAUUAGCCGCCAAAUCAACAGCAUCGCAUGACACGCUACGAUAUUUCGUUACGUGCCUGCAAGUAAUUAGCUGAAAAUUUAUUAAGCUUCUGAGAAGAUCGUUAAUCUCUGUGCAUAGCAUUGAAGCACUUGAAAGAUGCAGAAAUUGGUUGACUUCAAACUACCACAUUUCUUCAAUUACCCACCUUACUUCACUUUGCAGCCUGUAAGAGACACAAGAGAGAAGCAGAUACAACUAUGGAAAGAACUUAUUUUAGAUUAUUGUAAAACACAGAAGAUAUUUGUAAUUGGACUUGAAGAAGAAUUUCCUCUAUUUACAAAUCAUGUAAUUGAAAGUAAGCUCAAAAUUCCUGCUUUUGUGUCAUUUUAUGUGAAGUUGAGUAGUCCCGUAAAUGCUCCUUUAGUGUUUUUAGAUAUUGCAGAAUACUUCUUAAGCCGGGCCGUUGAGAUAUCUAGCAAUGAAUAUGAACCUUCGGAAAGGGAUAUUCUAUAUGCAGAAGGGGUUACUCAGGGAAAUGGUUUGGCUUUCAUGGAUUUUUCACUUGAUGACCGUAUCCCAAAGUCUGAAACUUAUUCAGAUAACCUGGAUGCUCAGCUACCACCAUUGACCAAGCCCUUUCACCCUUAUGAGUUGAUACCUGAGACACCAAAGAAGACAUCCCUCAACAAGAAUUCAAACAGAAUGAAUAUAGCUUACUUGGUCAAUGGUGGUAGCUGGGCAUCCAGGUUCAUAUUCAUUGCUAGAUAUCUCAACGGCCUGAAGGAAACAAUUAUUUCCUACGUGCUGGGCUUUGCAAUUGUUUUGACUCAUUAUUUUUUAUAUUCCACAGAGCUUCAUGGAAUAGAUCGAACUAUUUUGAAUCGUGCACUGAAACUAUUAGAACAGAAGGGAAAGCUUGUGGUCUUUAAAGGAACUUCAACUGAUGAUGAAGGAGUUAAAUUUUCUCUAUAAUUUUGUGUUUGAAUCUAUUGAAUCUUGGGGUUUUUAAAUAUGUUCAAGAGGAGGAAUCUUUCGGUAUCUACCUCAUGAGUUUGUUGACGUGCAAGAUGUGUAAGAAAAAGCUGUAAUUAAUUGGUAUUGAAUUUCAUUUCGGGAGCUUCGUUAAGAGUUUAGUUUUGUAGCCAUUCGUGGUUAAAUUAGUGAAACUAUGCUGCCUGAGAAAUCAUGAAAUUCAUAAAUAGAAGGUGGCGUUCCAUUGUGCCAAA
Messenger RNA from Cajanus cajan (pigeon pea), 1271 nucleotides. The record is from RefSeq and is a predicted model, not a curated record. Lineage: Eukaryota; Viridiplantae; Streptophyta; Magnoliopsida; Fabales; Fabaceae.